AUGUCUGCCCCCGGUCUGCAGGCGACCGCGCUGAUGACGCAACAUUUGGAGUUCCCGCCCGUUUCAUUGCUAGACGAGAUCAUCAACAUGGUGAACGAUAUCAUGUUCAAGUGCACGGAGGCGAUGGAGAACUACCUGCUGAAGAGCCCCGUGGUCAAUGGUACGGAUUUCUCUGGAGAGAUCAAAGUCGGAGUCGCACGGCUGGAGACUCUGCUGGAACACUCUGUGGACAAGAAUUUCGACCGACUCGAACUGUACACGCUUCGGAACGUGUUCAACAUCCCACAGGAGCUCAUUGAGCACGACGUGUUCCGUCUUGCACACCAGCGUGACCUGCUUGUUGCGGAUGCACCGGCGUGCGCGCGCUCCUGUGAUGAGCUCGGGGAGAAAGUCGUUCAAGUCGAGCGCGAGUUCCAUAGGAACGCACAACUGAGGGAGCGGUUGGAGAAGAUGCGUAUAGUGAGUAGUGACGUGAAGCGGUUUAAAACACGGGUGCUCGCUCUAUGUGAGUUGCAGGGCAACACACAGGGCGAUCUUGCCGCUGUUUACGAGUCCAUUGCCCCCAUUGACGACACAAUGCUUCUGUUACGCACGCAGUUGAAACAACUGUACGAGGACAACGAGAGGAUCUGUUCAAUGGGGAAACUGUCUAGUAUCUUGCACUCUGGCGAGCAAAGAGUGUCUCGAUCGCAGUACAUCUCGCAGGAAGUUCACAAGAUCUUGCAGGACGAGUCGUAA
Huiozyma naganishii CBS 8797 is the source of this 738-nucleotide messenger RNA. It is a transcript of the gene MTW1, whose product is annotated as MIND complex subunit MTW1. The coding region runs from base 1 to 738 and encodes 245 amino acids. Gene Ontology annotation, biological process: protein localization to kinetochore; kinetochore assembly; mitotic sister chromatid segregation. The transcript has a single exon. The record is from RefSeq and is a predicted model, not a curated record. NCBI's taxonomy places the organism in Eukaryota, Fungi, Ascomycota, Saccharomycetes, Saccharomycetales, Saccharomycetaceae. Gene Ontology annotation, cellular component: nucleus; chromosome, centromeric region.